Molecule: messenger RNA, 1781 nt
Organism: Hypanus sabinus (Atlantic stingray)
Lineage: Eukaryota; Metazoa; Chordata; Chondrichthyes; Myliobatiformes; Dasyatidae
Gene: hoxb5a
Product: homeobox B5a
Exons: 2
Coding region: 137-919 (260 amino acids)
Biological process (GO): anterior/posterior pattern specification; regulation of transcription by RNA polymerase II
Cellular component (GO): nucleus
Molecular function (GO): DNA-binding transcription factor activity, RNA polymerase II-specific; RNA polymerase II cis-regulatory region sequence-specific DNA binding
Source: RefSeq, a predicted model, not a curated record
UCGCACCCCCCAUAUUUGGCCGCAUACAUAGAAGCGAAAGAAGUACAGUCAUUUCUAUAAUUCAUUAAUAUAUCAUAAAUCGUGUAGGACUGGUUUAUAACGACUAACAGCCACAAAUCAACCCAAAAAAACCCAAAUGAGCUCUUACUUUGUAAACUCAUUCUCCGGUCGCUAUCAAAAUGGCCCGGAUUAUCAGUUACUUAAUUAUGGGUCGAGCAGCUCCGAGAACGGACCAUACAGGGAUUCAGGCACCAUGCAUACAGGCACUUACGGCUACAACUACAAUGGUAUGGACCUUAGCAUCACCCGUUCAGCUCCAUCUAACCACUUUGGGGUGGUUAAUACAGAGAACUCGAGAAGCUAUCCUUCAGCCGAAACCAGGUUCAGGCAAACAGCGAGCUGCACCCUGUCAUCUCCAGAGCCCCUGUCUUGUUCCGGCAAGGACAGUCACGGAACCAAGGGUUCCCCAACCGACCCGACUACCUCCUCUAGUUCAGCAAGUAAUUUUACAGAAAUGGACGAGGCCGGAGCAUCCUCGGAUGCCGAAGAGGGUUCUCAAGCCACCAACAACAGCCACCCCAGGGCACAGCAAGAGUCAACACAGCCAACCACACCAGAACAGCAGCCACAAAUAUUUCCUUGGAUGAGAAAACUACACAUUGCACACGAUGGUAUGGGUGGACCCGACGGGAAGAGAGCCAGAACCGCUUACACCCGUUUUCAGACACUGGAGUUAGAAAAAGAGUUCCACUUUAACAGAUAUCUAACCCGACGGCGGAGGAUAGAGAUUGCUCACGCGUUGUGUCUCUCUGAGCGGCAGAUAAAGAUUUGGUUCCAGAAUCGCCGGAUGAAGUGGAAAAAGGACAAUAAGUUGAAAAGUAUGAGCAUGUCGGCCGGGACAAGCGCGUUCCAGCCCUAACAAAAUAGCGGGCAAAAGACGAAAGGACACCGCGCAUCAGUACUGUACAGCCAGACAUCUACCCUCCCCCUUCCCUCACCCCCACCUCUCUCCCUCUUUCUCUCUCUCUCUCUCUCCCUACGUGUUGUUAAAUAUUUAAAAAAAAUAAAUGACUUAAACUUUCCCCCCCUGUGCUCCCGCUUAACAAAUUUGUUUUCUUUCAUCCUCCAGUGUUUCCCUAUUGCUGGUCAGUGCUCGUUCCUGUUUCGCAUUUGUCUGUGUCAGUGAACUGUUGGUGCUCUGUUGAAGAGAAAAAAAACGUAGCAUGUUUUUUUUUCCUUUUGGUGGAUUGUAAAUUGUCUAACUUAUUUAUAAUUGACACGUUGUACAAUUUGAUCUUCCUCUCCUCCCCCGCGUCGAUAAAAUGCUAAAAUCUUUGCUCUUGCACUUUCAACCCUCAAAUGUGUGUGCAUGUAUAUAUACGUGUGUGUGUGUGUGUAUAUACAUGCACACGCACACACACACACUCAUUAUAUAUAUGUAUAUCUUCUGAAAGUUCCUAUCUAUACUGCUGUCUGUGAUUUUUAACAACGUGCGUAUGUGGAAAUUCCAUGUUGAAAUCUUAUACACUUGGAUAGAUUCUGAAGUCAGCCACGAUUAUUUAGUGAGAUAUAAUGGUUGUAAAUAAUGUUUAUACUGUUGCCUAAUAGCUAGUCUGUAAUGGGGCAAAGUGACGCGCGGCAUAUUUUCUGUGGAAGUCAACAACGUCCAUCCGACACUAUGUUACCAAUAAGCUCUCUUUCUCUCUCUCUCUCUCUCUCUCUCCCUCUCUCUCUCCCUCUCUCUCUCUGUCUCCCUGUCUCUCUCUCUCUUUUUUUGUAAU